Messenger RNA from Rasamsonia emersonii CBS 393.64, 894 nucleotides. RefSeq lists its product as uncharacterized. NCBI's taxonomy places the organism in Eukaryota, Fungi, Ascomycota, Eurotiomycetes, Eurotiales, Trichocomaceae. The transcript has 5 exons. Bases 1 to 894 code for a protein of 297 amino acids. The record is from RefSeq and is a predicted model, not a curated record.
AUGGACACUCUGGAGAUUGAACAUCUCAUUUCCGAAUUGACGGACCUUGACCUUGCUGUUUUACUCUCCCUCGUUGCCCAGGAGCACUGUCUUAUCGAGACAACGGAAGACUGUAUCGACGAUGUCUCCAAGGAGCUGGCAUUGAUCUGCCAGAACACGUUUGGUCUAUCAUAUGCUCUUCUUGACUGCUCCCAAGAGACUUCUCUUGACGACUUCAGUAACGGGAUCGUAGCUCCAGAUCCUGUGGCGACAGGGCGUCAUUACUCUCCGCAUCUGACACGGCAUGCUGCUGAAUCGAGAUACUCUUCAUUUAAGAACGCUCAUGGUAUCCAAGAGCAUUCCAUGUCUCCCGUCAAAGACAAUUAUCUAGACGAGAGGAAAGUCGUGAAUGUUGUAAUUGCGAAGAACUUUAACCGCACUCAUGACGAUAUUCAGAUCCAGGCCCUUGAGUUGCUACGGUCGAGGAGGAUAUUUACCAAAACAGCAGUUCACAGCACGCCGAAAGUCUUUCUUUUUAUACCUGUGAUUGCCUCCGAUGGAAGCGGCACCCAGAAUCUUCCUCUGAACAGACACUUAAACGACCAUCUUUUUCUCUCACACGUUCAUGAACCAGAGCAUGGGUAUCCUAACCUCGAAGAUGAUGAUGCCUGGGUAUCCGAUGAUCAAGCAUCUAUCUCCUCCGUCGUUCGGAAGCCCAGCGUAGACGUCCACAGACGAAGUUCCAGGCAAUAUAAAAUUGAUGAGGAGGUGGCAAAGGAGCCCUUCGAUGCACAUCUACAUAACUGCAUGGCUGACGGAUUUGGUAGAUCAUAUCAAAGCUGCGCUUGGCUAGGGACAACGUUUUUGUCUCCGCAGAAGUUGUUCGCUAUCUGCAGAAUAUCGUCGUUUUUCUAA